CCAAAAACAAUGUUAUCAUUUAAUCGAAACUAUACCAAAAAACAAAGAAUAAACUAAAAGUAAAUCUAAACCCGACCCGGAGCAAAAUAUAAAUGGAGCAGAGUUGCGUGUUCUACUUUUCCCUCACAAACCCGAUUAGCAAAAAUCUCCCCGCCGCAAUGGGUUCAUCCGGCAACCGUAGCAAGAAGAAAUCGUCCAUGUCUGGCCGACGAUAUUCCGACGAUUCGGAAUCCCCUGCCACAGAUUCCGAUUCAAUUUCUCACUCCGACUCCGACUCAUCUCCGCCGACUAGCAGUCGCCGCCGCCGAAGCAAAAGCCGAAGUCACAGUCGCAGAUCGAGAGCUCAUGAAUAUUCCGACGAAGAGAGCAGCGACAAUGACGAGCGAGAGAAGAAGAAGAGGAAAAUCACUGAAGAAGAAAUCGCUUUAUAUAUGGCUAAAAAAGCACAGAAAAAAGCUAUGAAAGUAGCGAAGAAGUUGAAACAACAGACAGUUUCUGGCUAUUCAAACGAUUCAAAUCCAUUCGGUGAUUCAAAUCUGAACGAGAAAUUCGUGUGGAGGAAGAAAAUCGAACGAGACGUCACACGUGGCGUGCCGCUUGAUACCUUCUCGAUGAAGGCAGAGAAGCAAAGGCAGAAAGAACGAAUGGCCGAAAUCGAAAAGGUUAAAAAAAGGAGAGAAGAACGAGCAAUGGAAAAAGCCCAACGAGAAGAGGAACUACAGUUGUUAGCUAGAGAACGGGCCCGGGCCGAGUUUCAGGACUGGGAGAAGAAGGAAGAAGAGUUUCAUUUUGAUCAGAGUAAAGUUCGGACUGAAAUUCGCCUCCGUCAGGGUCGGGUUAAGCCCAUUGAUGUUCUUAUAAAGCAGUUAGAACCUUCUGGAGACUUCGAUGUGGAAAUAGAUGAACCUUAUGUUGUGUUUAAAGGUUUAGGUAUAAAAGAAAUGGAAGAACUUGAGGAGGAUAUAAAAUUGCAUAUCGACUUAGAUAGGGAAACACCGAUGCAUAUACAGUAUUGGGAGGCGCUUUUGGUGGUGUGUAAUUGGGAAUUAGCUGAAGCUAGGAAAAGGGAAGCUAUGGAUAAAGCGCGAGUGCGCGGAGAGGAAUUACCACCUGAAUUGCUUGCAGAAGAGAGGGGGUUGCAU
Molecule: messenger RNA, 1142 nt
Organism: Nicotiana tabacum (common tobacco)
Lineage: Eukaryota; Viridiplantae; Streptophyta; Magnoliopsida; Solanales; Solanaceae
Source: RefSeq, a predicted model, not a curated record